AUGGGUCUCGACAACGGCGAGGUGUAUAACAAGGAUGUCUUCGCAGAAAUGGACGCGACGGGCAGUAUUGUGCCGAUUAUGCAUCUGCUGGUCGGCGAGGGCGUGCAGCCGUGGUUGUGGAGCAGUAUGUCUACUCCUUCGCUUGUCUACAAUGUACACACGCUGACCAGAGCGUCCGCUGGAACCACCGUCGAUACAUUGCGGAAUAUGCCAUAUAAUCCUCGUUGGCGGGAGAUGGUCGACAGGAUACCCAAGGAGGGCCCUAAGCUUGUUAUGCUGCGUUGCGGAGCUGAAGACGCUGAGCACACGUUCUGA
This is a messenger RNA of Gloeophyllum trabeum ATCC 11539, 315 nucleotides long. RefSeq lists its product as uncharacterized. Bases 1 to 315 code for a protein of 104 amino acids. The record is from RefSeq and is a predicted model, not a curated record. The transcript has a single exon. NCBI's taxonomy places the organism in Eukaryota, Fungi, Basidiomycota, Agaricomycetes, Gloeophyllales, Gloeophyllaceae.